Molecule: messenger RNA, 977 nt
Organism: Sesamum indicum (sesame)
Lineage: Eukaryota; Viridiplantae; Streptophyta; Magnoliopsida; Lamiales; Pedaliaceae
Product: aquaporin TIP4-1
Biological process (GO): water transport; transmembrane transport
Cellular component (GO): membrane
Molecular function (GO): water channel activity
Source: RefSeq, a predicted model, not a curated record
AAAUGCAUGGGGAGACCAAUCCCACCACUCAUCCAUCUACACUAUAUAUAUAUAUGUCUACCCUAAUUGGUGCUUGCAAGUACUAAUAAUUCCACACAUUUUCUCAUUUCUAAAUUACCAAUAAAUUUAAUUUCCUUAACAUCACUCCUUUUACUACAAUUAAUUUGGAUGGCCAAGAUUGCGUUGGGCAGCCUCCGGGAGGCCUUCCUGCCGGACUGCCUCCAAGCCCUUGUUGUCGAGUUCAUCUCCACCUUCCUUUUCGUCUUCGCCGGUGUUGGCGCCGCCAUGGCCUCGGACAAGCUGAAUGGAAAUGCAUUGGUGGGGCUGUUCUUUGUGGCCAUGGCACAUGCGUUGGUGGUGGCGGUGAUGAUCUCCGCCGGCUUCCGUAUCUCCGGCGGCCACCUCAAUCCCGCUGUCACCAUCGGCCUUUGUGCCGGUGGUCACAUCACGGUGAUCAGGUCAAUACUCUAUUGGAUUGAUCAGUUGCUUGCUUCUGUGGCCGCAUGUGCUCUGCUCAGCUAUGUCACCGGAGGUUUGACUACACCAAUACAUUCACUGGCAAGUACAGUGGGAUACGCACAAGGAGUAAUAAUGGAGAUUGUGUUGACAUUUUCACUGCUCUUCACUGUCUAUGCGACAAUAGUGGACCCCAAGAAGGGCAACCUUGAUGGGCUGGGCCCACUCCUAACUGGGCUUGUUGUUGGGGCAAAUAUCAUGGCAGGUGGCCCAUUUUCUGGAGCGUCGAUGAAUCCAGCAAGGUCUUUUGGGCCGGCUCUGGUGAGCAGAGAUUGGACCGAUCAUUGGGUUUAUUGGGUUGGGCCGCUGAUUGGGGGUGGGGUAGCUGGGUUCAUAUACGAGAACUUCUUUAUUGUUAGGUCCCACGUUCCAUUGUCUGGAGAUGAAUCUUUUUAGUGGACUAGCUAUUGUAGUGUGUUUCUUGUGAGCAUAUAAUAAACCAUCUUUCACGUUUUUAAAUA